Molecule: messenger RNA, 2243 nt
Organism: Telopea speciosissima
Lineage: Eukaryota; Viridiplantae; Streptophyta; Magnoliopsida; Proteales; Proteaceae
Product: AUGMIN subunit 8-like
Biological process (GO): centrosome cycle; spindle assembly
Cellular component (GO): nuclear microtubule; centrosome; cytoplasm
Molecular function (GO): microtubule binding
Source: RefSeq, a predicted model, not a curated record
GUGAUUUUGUGUCACGAGUUGCUCUUGCUUGGAUUGCUUACGGAUUUUGCCAGGGUUUAUGCCUUUCUUAAGCAGAUUUGUUGCAGCGAAGGGGAUCUUCUUUUGCGGUGUUGGGUACCAUUUCUUUAAACGGGAAUACAUAGAAGCCUGUCAUGUGGGUGUAGAUUUAUGAAGAACCUCUCAAUGUGGUCUGAGUUGGAUGGUGUGAAUGAUGUUUGUGAAGCAGAGCUGGGAGUACGGAAGGGGGAAGCAGUGGAGACCACAAGACGGCCACUAUUUCCAUCGGAGAAGAACAAUGCAGUCACUCGCAGGUCUAAAACGAGGGAAGUUACAUCAAGGUACAAGGCAGGGAUCACUUCGCCUUCUCUUUCCACAGCUAUUGCCCCCAGGAGGUGCCCUUCUCCAAGUGUCACGCGUACUUCUGCUACAUCCCCUUCAUUUUCUAAGCGAUCCCUAUCGGCAGAGAGGAGAAGACCCGCUACACCACCAUCCUCAUCAAGGCCUUCCACUCCAGUUCAAGAGUCCUCUGCAGAGAUGCACAUAUCUUCCAGAAGGCUAAUGGGUGGUCGAGCGCCGGAGGGCUUGUGGCCUUCUACGAUGCGGAGCCUCUCUGUCUCUUUCCAGUCGGACACAUUCUCUCUUCCUAUCACUAAGAGAGAAAAACCAGUCACCCAACCUUCUUCCGACCAUACAUUGAAGCCUUCGGCCAAUGUAGCACAUAAGCAGGCCGAAACACAUGCCGUCCGGAAGGCAACGCCUGAGAGGAAGAGGACUCCUCUUAGAGGGAAGAACACCUCCGACCAAUCAGAGAAUUCGAGGCCUGUGGAUAAUUCAUCAACCAGAGUAGUAGAUCAACAACUGUGGCCUGGCAGAACAGGUGGGAAGGUGUCUGCUGGUGCUUUAACAAGAAGUGUGGAUCUAACAGAGAAGAGCAGCAAAGCUGCUUCAUUACCCUUUCCAGUAACAGGGGUUUCUCCCCGGAGGAGAGCAUCAGUGUCUGAUGGUUUGAGUAGACCCCUAGAAAAGUCUGUUAGUGAUACCCCAAGGCGACUGUCAUUUGAUUUGAGUGGGAGAAUGGAGAUUGAGAUGUAUUCUGGCAUUUCUUCAAGUUCAGCAGAAAGAACUUCAUCAUUUACUCGUUCCAGGAGGACCCAGUCAUUGCCUAUUCCUGUUUCCCUUCGUCUUCCUUCACCAAGCAGCGCGCCAGUACCGUCAUCCACCACGUCUAGAGCAAUGCUCAGCCCAUCUAGGUCAAGGCCAUCAAGCCCUUGUCCUUCGGUUAGCUCCUUGACAAGUCGAUGUAGCAAUUCGUCAUCUGUUCUCAGCUUUAUUGCUGAUGUCAGAAAAGGAAAGAAAGCAAUGAACCACAUUGAAGAUGCUCAUCAGCUGCGGCUUCUGUACAAUAGACAUUUGCAGUGGCGCUUUGCCAAUGCCCGGGCAGAUACAGCAUUGUGUAUCCAGAAAAUGACAGCCGAGAAAACUCUUUUUAAUGUGUGGGGAACUACUUCAGAAUUACGGGAUUCUGUCACCGUGAAAAGGAUAAACUUUCAACAGUUGAGGCAAGAGCUGAAGCUUAACUCUGUUCUGAAUGAACAAAUGGCCUACCUUGAUGAUUGGGUUGUACUGGAACGAGAUCAUCUUUGUUCUUUAGCUGGGGCAACUGAAGCUUUAGAGGCUUGUACUCUCCGGAUUCCAGUUUCUGGUGGUGCAAGGGCUAAUAUCAUCACCGUAAAGGAAGCUAUUUGUUCAGCCCUUGAUGUGAUGCAGGCAAUGGGUUCCUCCAUAUGUUCUUUGCUAUCAAGGGUGGAGGGGAUUAACCACCUAGUUUCUGAACUUGCUAAUGUAGCAGCUCAGGAGAGAAAUGUGCUUGACGAGUGCAGAGAUCUUUUGGCAUCAACAGCAGCAAUGCAGAUGGAGGAAAACAGCCUCAGGAUACAUCUCAUACAACUGAAACAAGCUUUGCAUAAAGGGGAGCAACCACUCUUGGCAGUUAGAACACUUGUGUGACCUCUCCAAAUGGCUAACAAUUUACUGCUUUCCACUAUAUUGUAAAAGAUAGCGACAUGCCUGCUCAUCUCCCAGUGAGUGUAAAUUGGUUUUUUCCUUUGGUGGAAAAUUUUAUAUAUUUUUUUUCUCCUUUUUUUUUUUAACAAGGGGCUUUGAGCUCUCUUCUUUCACCCUGUAAUUUUUGUAUCACCCAAGUGAAAAGAAAAUGCAGAAGGAAACAGAGGUUGGAAAAUCAA